This is a messenger RNA of Carlito syrichta (Philippine tarsier), 1590 nucleotides long. It is a transcript of the gene UBXN11, whose product is annotated as UBX domain protein 11. The record is from RefSeq and is a predicted model, not a curated record. The coding region runs from base 93 to 1571 and encodes 492 amino acids. Gene Ontology annotation, molecular function: ubiquitin binding. Gene Ontology annotation, biological process: proteasome-mediated ubiquitin-dependent protein catabolic process. The transcript has 15 exons. Lineage: Eukaryota; Metazoa; Chordata; Mammalia; Primates; Tarsiidae.
GGGAACCGCGUGGCAACAAGAUGGCGGCGCCGCGGGACGGCUUGCUGGCCCUGCGUGAGAGUUCCUGACAACUGGAAUCUAGAAGGAGAACUAUGAGUUCACCUUUGGCUUCCCUUAGCAAGACCCGGAAAGUGCCCCUGCAGUCGGAGCCUGUGAAUCCUGGGAGGCGAGGGAUACGCAUCUAUGGAGAUGAAGAUGAGGUGGAUAUGCCAAAUGAUGGCCACGGCUCAGAAGACAGGAUCUCUGCCCCUUCCUGCUAUGGCAGCAUAGGUGCUCCUGUGAGUCGGGAAGCCCCUGCGUUCCAUGACCCGGAUCUGAUAGCCUCCAUGACAAGGAAGUUGCAGGACCUGGAGCGACAGCUGAAGGCCCAGAAUGAUGAGAUACUGUCCAAGGAUCGGAAGAUAUCGGCCCUGGAGGACCUGGUGCAGGCCCUCCAGCAACACCCCGUCGAGGCGACCCUGCAGCGGCAGGAGGAGCUGGAGACCAUGUGUAUGCAGCUGCAGCGGCAGGUCAGGGAGAUGGAGCGCUUCCUCAGUGACUAUGGCCUGCAGUGGGUGGGUGAGCCCAUGGACCAGGAGGACUCAGAGGGCAAGAAAGUCUCUGAGAAUGGUGAGAGGGACUGGAUGACAGCCAAGAAGUUCUGGAAGCCAGGGGACUCACUGGCACCCCCUGAGGUGGACUUUGACAGGCUGCUGGCCAGCCUGAAGGAUCUUAGUGAACUGGUGGAGGAGGGUGACACCCAGGUGACACCAGUGCCUGGUGGGGCGCAGCUCCGUCGGCUUGAGCCCAUCCCACUGAAGCUCUACCGGAAUGGGAUUGUGAUGUUCGAUGGGCCCUUUCGGCCCUUCUACGAUCCUUCCACACAGCGCUGCCUCCGAGACAUAUUGGAUGGAUUCUUCCCCUCAGAGCUCCAGCGACUAUACCCUGAUGGGGUCCCCUUUAAGGUGAGUGACCUGCGCAAUCAGGUCUACCUGGAGGAUGGACUGGACCCGUUCCCAGGCGAAGGCCGCGUGGUGGGCUGGCAGAGGAUGCACAAGGUCUUGAACAGGGUGGAGGAGCACCCAGGCUCCAGAAUGACAGCUGAGAAAUUUCUGAACAGGCUCCCCAAGUUUGUGAUCCGGCAAGGUGAGGUGGUCGACAUCCGGGGCCCCAUCCGGGACACGUUGCAGAACUGCUGCCCAUUGCCUGUCCGAAUCCAGGAGAUCGUGGUAGAGACGCCUACCUUGCUUGCAGAGCGGAGGAGGAGCCAGGAGUCACCCAACAUGCCUGCACCCCCACUCUCCAUGCUGCGCAUCAAGUCUGAGAAUGGGGAGCAGGCCUUUCUACUGACGAUGCGGCCUGAGGACACCAUCGGGGAUGUGCGAGCCCUGCUGGCGCAGGCCAGGGCCGUGGAUGCCUCUGCUUUUGAGAUCUUCAGCACGUUUCCGUCCACCGUCUACCACAAUGAUGCGCUCACGCUGCAGGCCGCAGGCCUAGUGCCCAGUGCAGCGUUGCUGUUGCGUGCGCGCCGUACCCCAAAGUCCAGCCUCAGCUUGGGUCCAGGUCCUGGCCUUGGCCCCAGCUCCCAAUAAAGCGCCUGCCCCCCCCACA